Caenorhabditis bovis is the source of this 351-nucleotide messenger RNA. Lineage: Eukaryota; Metazoa; Nematoda; Chromadorea; Rhabditida; Rhabditidae. The record is from the annotation of a GenBank genome assembly.
AUGAAUACUGAGUAUACACUCAAAGAUAAACUCGGAUUAAACUUCAACUUCUCCGAGUCUACGAAAUCGCAAUCCUAUAUAAACAUGCGCGGCGGCCAUUAUCACACAUUUCUAACAAUGAAAUCUAUUAUUGUUCUAUUCUGUAUUAUUGCUGUUGGAUUUGCCAGGCCUGGUGGUUAUGGCCGACCGGCGUUUGGUCCAGAAAUCAGUCCUAUCGGAGGGGGAUUCCAACAAGGAGGAUUUGCUUCCCAGUCGUUCACACAAGGCAGCUCAAUUAGUUCUGGAGGAUUUGGAGGUGGAAUUCCACCAGGUCCAGGAUUUGGAGGCGGAAGUUACUACGGAAAACGUUAA